This is a messenger RNA of Pelobates fuscus (common spadefoot toad), 2955 nucleotides long. It is a transcript of the gene TMEM100, whose product is annotated as transmembrane protein 100. Gene Ontology annotation, cellular component: plasma membrane. Gene Ontology annotation, biological process: cellular response to BMP stimulus. The transcript is spliced from 3 exons. The record is from RefSeq and is a predicted model, not a curated record. Bases 449 to 847 code for a protein of 132 amino acids. Lineage: Eukaryota; Metazoa; Chordata; Amphibia; Anura; Pelobatidae.
ACUCACAUUUAUUGCUUUUAAAUAACAUAAGCAUCCAUCAGUGGAUUGAGUUGAAAGAAGACUCUUUCAGGAAUAGAAUUGAUCAUCUAGUGACUUAUAUUUUGGUAACAUGCAGAUGUUAGUACUUUGGAAAAACCUCCUACUGAAUCUGGGAAUUAGAGUGAAAAUCCAAUGAUCCACUGCGAGAGAGCAAAGCCACCGACCAAACAAUAUAUCAUCUAUAACUCUAUGUCUGGCUGCAGACUGCUAUUCAGAACAACAAAGACACAACACAAGGAUCUCUCGACUAUCAAAACCCGAGCUGGACAGAGACCAAAGACAUUUUCUUACCAAGAUUCGCCAGGAAUUUUAUUAUGCCAUGGAUUACGGAAUUACACGAUUAAGGCCCUUUCAACUCAACAAAGGAGCUGUCUAAGAAUUUGUUGAAGCAUUUAUUUUCCCAAAGGUGAUGGAGGAGCCCAUUAAAGACAUCAUGGGGACCUCUAAGGGGUCGGAACCCAUAAUGAUGGAGAAGAAAAACAAUGAUUAUGUAAUUAAAGCUGUUCCAAGGAUCAAUGAAACUCAGCUGACGGCUGCAACUGGUGGAGUAGAGCUCUCGUGUUAUAGAUGCACCAUCCCUUUUGGUGUGGUUAUUCUUAUAGCUGGAGUGGUGGCUACCGCCGUGGCGUACAGUUUUAAUUCCCAUGGAUCCAUCAUCUCUGUGUUCGGAUUGGUCAUUCUGUUUUCUGGACUCCUUUUGGUAUGCUUGAGCGCUGUGUGCUGGAAAGUUAGGCAACGGAAAAAGAGAGCGAAACGGCGAGAGAGCCAGACAGCGUUGGUGGCGAACCAGAGGAAUAUACAUGUUUAAGGACAACAGAACAAAACAAACAGUGACGCUCUGAAUAAUCUGGACCAGCUGAUGGAGUUGGAAAGGAAAAGGUCCAGUGGUUUGGAAAAGUUUGGAUGGAUCAAAGACAGUGAAGAUGCUUCAUACUUCAAGCCACUCUCCAGUGAGAAGCAGCGAUUGGUGAAAUGCGUUGGUGUACCAGUGCAAAUUGUGACCUAUAAAUCUCUUUAUCAGUAUAGUUGAAUAAAUUGCCUAAAUCAUAUGUACUGUUGUAAAUGUAGAGCAUGGGUGGCCAGCAGAUAACUCCUACAGCUGUGGAACUACGACUGCCAUGAUCCUGAGACAGCUAACGGGUGCCUGAUCGUCAUAGGAGUUUCAGACCUGUAGGUUACCUCCGAUGUAGAGCAUGGGAUUUGUUCUGUAUUACAGUGAUAGCAGAAUUACAAGCAAACAUUAGUUCAUGAGAAUCUGUUUUUAAUAUUGAUUACUUUGUGUAUGCUUUGCGUUAUCACAACGCAGUCUGGUGUCCGAAUUUCCCUCUCAGUAAAGGAAUAGAUCAUUUGAAUAUCAAAUAGCAGAAGUAAAACAUUUUUUUUUUUUUUUGGUGGCAUAAUGUACAAUAUGUUUUAUGUUUCAGAUUGCUUCCAUGUAGGCUAGAAAUAUGGGUAAAAUGGAUUCUGGCCCCUUUGAGAUAAUACUUUCACAUAUAAAUCUCAGUAAUUCCCUCUAGAAGCAGAUGUUCCAUUUGUUUCUGAUUUGAUGGGGUUGUACAGCCUGUAAUGAUGGGAGUUGUGGUUUAAACAGCUGGAGUGCUGGGGAUUGUGGAACCCUAAUGCUUAAACACAUCCACACGCUAAAGGUUGGCUAAGCAUUAUGGGAACGGAUUAUAGCAUCUACCAAGUUGUAACAAUAGUAGUGUAGGCAUAGUCUAAAACUAGAUCAAUCAUGGUAUUCGGAAAAGGCAGAAAACAUCGGUUUGAACCCUACAGUCAAUAACAAUGACAACACAGCACAAAACAACCAAAGGUUUAGAACCUGUGUGUCAAUAACUAGACUGGUUGAGUAGGAUCUUGAAAGCACAUUAGUCACACUGACACAAUGGGCAAGUGACUAGACCAGUGUAGACAUCAAGCCUUGGCAUCAGCGGCAAGAAACUUGACCAGUGUGGCCACCAAACCAUGGCACCAAGGUUCUAUGAACUUGAAUCUUGUGGCCACUAAGCCAUAGCGCUAAGGAUCUAGAUGUGAAGUGUGGCCACUAGUACUUAGCACCAGUGGCAAGCAACUAACACAGUGUGGCCGCUAAGCCAUUGCAGCAAAGCCAAGGAAUUUAACCAGUGUGGCCACCAAACCAGUGUGGCACUCAGUGUACUUACAUUAUUUUACCCCCCAAAACUGUCCUUUAUAGACUGUUAAUAUCCUACGGUUUCAAUAUAUAAAAAAAAAAAAGAUAUAAAUUGCAAUACGUUAGACACUAUCUAAUUAACUUAAACACAUUAUAAAAAAAACACUCUUUUAAUGGGACAGGAAAGCCUCACAAAAAAAUGUAAAGCUGUGUAAGUGAUAUUGUUGUUCUGGAAUUCUCUAAUGAACCUUGUUAAAACAAAACAAACAAAAAAAAACUUAGACAUUGGGUGUCAAACCUGUCCGUUAUUUACCAGAGACAACUAUUUAACUGCAGAAUUUCCAUGGGACAUGACAAGCGAUGCCCCAAGGGUGUAUAGUAUUUUUUGCCCGUUCAGAGAGCCAUCAUUUAAUUAAUCAACAUUCCUGGAAACAUUAGGAUUUUUCUCCAGCGGAAUGUUCCUCCACUCCUAUGGAUACAAUAAGGAGUUGGCUUUAAACAAAGAUAAUAGUAAAUAGACAGAAUAAUCGAAAUAUUCAGAAAUAGAUAGUAUGCCCUAGAUGUCUGGGUCAAAAAACGGACAGCAAAACAUAUUAAUCUCUAAUGUAAUAGGAGCCACCUGAUUAAUGAAUUGAUUUCAUACUGACAACAUAAUAAUUAUACAAUUAUAAUAUUUCAUUAUAUUAAUGUCAUACAAUGCCAAAAUCAUUCCGCAAGCCUUCUGUGUGGCAUCUAUGUAUUUUGGGAAACAUGACCCACGUGGAAAUACUACUUUGACAGAUCGA